AUGCGGCUAGAGAUCAGUGUUAGAGACUUGCCAAAGCUCAAGGACGGGGAGUAUACUACUACAGUUGAGGGAUAUCGCUAUGAACAACAGGGUGCCAAGCAGAGUUUGAAGGACUUUGCAACUUUUUCUCUGUGUUGGCAGUGUAGCACCCUAGGCUCAUUGGCUCAAGCAGGUGAAAGUCCGCAUUCUUCCAGUGACUAUGAACACUGGCAACCAUCAUUCUGGGCCAUUCAUCGUAGAUGGCAAUUUUACCACCCAUCUUCUGGCUAUAUAUUUGGAAAGGCGCCAAACACCCUCAAGGUAAUGGAAAAUGACCAGUAUGCUUACCACCGACGUCAUGCUCCAUUCUAUCCCUUUCAAGACCAGGCAGAGUUUGACCUUGCAAAAUUCCUUUGUGAACGCUUAAUGCAAAGUAAUAUGGAGCGAUUUCUCAAGCUGGAAUGGGUAUGCCGAGCUGGUCUGUCGUUCAGCUCCAAAGAUCAGCUACUUGCAUGGGUGGCUUCUCUUCCAACCAGACCAAAAUGGUGUUCAACGACCCUUGAAAUGACCGGGUACCCAACGAUCCAACUGAUAAACCUCAUAUGGCGUGAUGGCUUAGAGGUAGUGCAAGAUCUCUUUGCAAAUCCAAUUUUUGCGAACCACAUGACGUAUGACCCACACGUCGUGGGUCAACUUCCCGAAGGCGCUACCAUUGUUCCGAUGAUUGUUGCAUCGGAUAAGACACCUGUGACCCGGCAUACAGGAGGACUUGAAAUGCACCCUAUUUUUGUCACUAUCACCAACAUUCAAUCUGACGUGCGGAUGAGAGCAACAUGUCAUGCUUGGCGAUGUGUCGCAUAUAUGCCGAUUCCCAAAUUCGUUGACGUUCAUCCUGACUACCAAACCAUUCUCAGCCAACAUCUAUUCCAUAAGUGCAUGGACAUCGUCUUCGCAGACACUAAGGUCGCAGCCAUGGUGGGCAAGUUCAUGCCUGAUCCAGCCGGACAUCUACGACACUGCUUCACACCUUUGGUCGCGUACACUGCGGAUCUGCCGGAACAGCAAGCUAUAGCAUGUGUCUCGAAGGUCGCUUCUCCUAUCACAUUGGCCACGUCUCAAUCUUUUGAAUUCCAGGAGGAAGCUAAGGCUCAUUCAUUAAGUGGCAUUCACCAGCCUUUUUGGCAGAAUUGGCGGCACUCAGAUCCUUCUCGCUUUCUGGUAGGAGAGAUUCUCCAUACCUGUCACAAGUUUUUCUUUGACCACCCAUUCAAGUGGUGCAAAGAAUCGGUGGGGAAGGACGAACUCGAUCUCCGUUUCCGAAGUCACCACAAGAGAGUAGGAACACCCCAUUUUUCAUCCGGAGUAUGUCAGAUGAAACAAAUGACCGGUUGGGAACAUCGGGACUUGCAAUGCACCUUGGUUCCUUCUAUUACUGGGGCCCAAAGCCCUGUUUAUUCUGACACCUCUGUUGAUUCCAUGAAACACGCAAUAUUGGAUGCAGGCGCGAGACGAGGCACCAAAGGAACACUUGACAACUUUAUCAUCCCGAAGCUCGAGCUUUUGCAGAGUUUUGCUUCGUUCACCAAGGACACUGGCGCCCUCAUCCAAUGGACUGCUGACGUCACUGAGCGUCUUCUCAUUACUCACUGUAAACUCCCUUUUGAGAGGACAUCACGCCAGUCACAUACCUUCACAGAACAAAUCGAGUCGAUGCAGCGAUUCCAAUUGUACCUCUUCCUACGGAUGCAUGAUUCCCCCCUCGUCAAUGCCAUAGUUACAGAAGAGCAAGAGGUCACUGAAACUGACCCUGCUCUCACAUGGAUCGCCCGCAUUGCACCUAAUGAUCCAAAUCAACGGUGUUUUGUCGGGCCGCGCCCAGGCAUCCUGUCUUCCACUACUACAGCUGCCUUUCACGUCACCAUUACUCCUGAUCGAGCCAAGAUUCAAUUCACGACAGCAUGGAGAAAUGAUCGUGGUCGCCUCAAGACGUGGAAUAAUCAAGUCUUUCCUCUAGGAAAUUGCGAUGCUGUGAUUACGCAGUCGAUACAUGUAAAUCAUAUUGCUCAAGUGCGGGUAGUCUUCCAGCCCAUUGCACCUCGCCACGUCACACUUCCCCACUACCUUGCGGACCAACCGCUCCUCUAUGUCCAGUACUAUGAGAUCGUUGGGGAUCCAGGCAGUCAGCCUGCCAUCAGUAUGUAUACAGUGGCUCGAAAAUAUUGGGAAGGGCCCACAGGCCAGUGGAUAAGAUUGGGUGCAGUCAUUUCUCUCACAGAUGUCACGCAUGUGGUAGAGCUUAUCCCUAUGUAUGGCCAAGGCGCUGACCGUACAGUGGGUGCAGCGACGAGUAUGGAGGUAUAUGAGUGCUUUUAUCUGAACAAUUUCUUGGACAAGGAGGUGUAUCACUCAUUGCACUCAGAUUUGCAUUAG
Molecule: messenger RNA, 2409 nt
Organism: Suillus fuscotomentosus
Lineage: Eukaryota; Fungi; Basidiomycota; Agaricomycetes; Boletales; Suillaceae
Exons: 13
Coding region: 1-2409 (802 amino acids)
Source: RefSeq, a predicted model, not a curated record